Molecule: messenger RNA, 1314 nt
Organism: Ilex paraguariensis (yerba mate)
Lineage: Eukaryota; Viridiplantae; Streptophyta; Magnoliopsida; Aquifoliales; Aquifoliaceae
Source: the annotation of a GenBank genome assembly
CAAGUAUCUGUAAAUUACCAUAAUUUUAGUUAAGUUAAUGGAUAUCAGUAAACAUCAACGAUAAUGGGUAGCAAUAUAUGGCAAAAUAUUUGGAAUCUUUGUAUAUAUAAGAUUAGAUUCUGAGUCGGUUCCUUUUUGCUUUGGUAAUAAAAAUGGGAAACGUGACUGGUAAAGAAGAUGAUGAUGGUGGCGGUGAUGAUAGCCGCCCAUCUGGAGGUCUUAAACAGGAUAGCAUGGCAUGUCAAGAUAGCGAUCAUUCGCACGGAAAUGGUGAUGGCGAGUUCAUGGGCCACUCCCCUCCUCCUAGCCCUAGGGCUGCUCGCUCACCUUUGAUGUUCACUCCUCAGGUCCCCAUGGUUCCUCUUCAAAGACCUGGUGAGAUGCACAUCCCGAGCCCUUCGUGGAUGCCAACUACCUCUGGGUAUGAAGACAUGAGUAAUGAGCAAGGAAUUCCAACAAUGAUUACUUGGAGCUACGAUGGGGAGGAAGUUGGUGUGGAGGGAUCAUGGGAUAAUUGGAAAACAAGGAAGCUCUUGCAGAGAUCAGGGAAAGACUUCACCAUUAUGAAAGUGCUUCCUUCAGGUGUUUAUCAGUACAGGUUUGUUGUUGAUGGACAGUGGAGAUAUUCCCCAGACAUGCCAUGGGCCCAGGAUGAAGCAGGCAAUGCUUAUAACAUUUUAGACUUGCAGGAUUAUGUUCCAGAAGAUGUUGGAAGUAUUUCUGGUUUUGAACCUCCUCAGUCCCCAGAUUCAAGCUAUACCAACUUGCAAUUUGUUGCUGAAGACUAUGCAAAGGAACCUCCAUUAGUUCCUCCACAUUUGCAGAUGAAUUUGCUUGACGUUCCUUCUUCCCACAUGGAGAUUCCACCUCCUUUUUCGAGACCUCAGCAUGUUGUGCUUAACCAUCUUUACAUGCAAAAAGGAAGGAGCAGCCCAUCAGUGGUGGCACUUGGUUCUACUCACCGGUUUCUAGCCAAAUAUGUCACUGUAGUACUUUACAAGUCGAUACAGAGGUAGACAUGAGCAUCCAUCGGGACACUAGUCUUUAAUCCGUUCAUGUAAUUGAAAUAAUUGUUAAGAGGUAAAUAUCAGGACAAUGGCUUAAGUGAACUCCAGAAAGAGCCAUACUAGCAAGCUAGAAAUUUAUUUGACAUAAUGCUAAUGCUGUGGAUUACCAUUUAUCUAGAUAUUAUGUGUAUGAUUCCUUUCUGUGCUUUUCAUCAUUCUUCCUCUGUAGUGUCUCGAGGAGAAGCAACCAUUUUGACUUAUGCAAUGCUGGUUUGCUUAUGAUAGUUCUAUCGCAGUUGGAAAGGAG